This is a messenger RNA of Camellia sinensis, 1941 nucleotides long. The record is from RefSeq and is a predicted model, not a curated record. Lineage: Eukaryota; Viridiplantae; Streptophyta; Magnoliopsida; Ericales; Theaceae.
AUGCCAUCUCAGAGAAAGGUAUAUGAUGCUGAGGGUAUAAAUAUUGACAUAGCUGAUGAGAGUGGAAUAUCUCUUAAGGCUUCACAUGAUCUUAUUAGUGCUAUAGCAGGAGGGAAGGAAUUUGUAGGGUUCACGCGAGAGGAUCAGAAAACCUACUUACGUGCAAAAAGACAGCGGAACUUGCAGUAUGGCGAAACGGGGAGUUUGUUAAGAUAUUUCCAGCAGCAAGUGGCAGAAAAUCCAUAUUUUUACUAUGCCAUUCAGUUGGAUGUAGAUGAGAUGAUUACUAAUAUUUUUUGGGCUGAUCAUCAGAUGAUAACAGAUUAUGGGCUUUUCGGUGAUGCGGUGUCAUUCGACACAACUUUCGAACAAAUAAGGAGAAAAAAGCUUGUUAGUUUUUUCACAGAUCAAGAUCAAGCAAUGGCUAAGGCAAUUUCACAAAUCAUGCCUGAGGUUUUUCAUGGGUUGUACACUUUUCACCUAACGCAAAAUGCUUUGAAGCAUUUAGGUUACUUGUUCAAGAGUGGUUCAAAAUUUAGUAGCGAUUUAAAAGCUUGCAUUUAUGACUACGAGAAUGAGCAUGAAUUAAUUGAAGCUUGGAAUUCUUUGAUUGAUAAAUACAACUUGCAAGAGAAUGAGUGGAUGAAAAGAACUUGGAGAACAAGAGAGCAGUGGGCGCAUGUGUAUAUGAAGUGGGUAUUUACUGGAGGAAUGCGAAGCACACAACUUAGUGAAAAUAAGUGGUAUGAGGAAAUUUCUGCAAUAUAUGACUCUAGACAAAAGUUGCCAAGAAUGAAAUUGAAAAAGUCUCCCAUUUUAAUCCAAGUUGCGAGUUUGUACACCCCUUCUAUCUUUGAUUUAUUUCAUUGUGAGUUGGAUACGUCCCUUUGUUGUCAAGUGAAGCAAUUUCAUGAGUUAGAAGGAGAAGGUAAGUGCGUGAUUGGCUUGUAUGGUAAUGGUAAAGAGUAUAUUGUGGAGGGUAGGGUGGAAGUUAUUGGGCUAAGAGGAGAAAAAAGCUGUCAAGAAAUACAUUGUACUUGUAAGAAAUUUGAGAACUUUGGAAUUUUAUGUAGUCAUGCAAUCAAAGCAUUUGAUAGAAUGAAUGUUAUGAAAAUUCCCAAAAGGUAUAUAUUAGGCCGAUGGAGAUUGGAUGCAAAAGAUUGUGAAGUUGAAGAGAAAAAUGUUGUAGUGGAUGAGGAUGAUCCGAAGUUGUUAAUAUUAGCACGUUAUAGAGAUCUUUGUCCAAGAAUGGUGAAACUAGCAACUCAAGCAUCUAUGCACAAACCUGCCUAUCAAUUGGUUGAUGAAGGAAUUAAGGAAUUAUGUGUAAAAGUAAAUAAUAUGAUUAAGGGAGUUGAAAAUUUUGGUACCAAUGAAUUAGAUGUGGACGACCCCAACUUUGCACAAGUUAAGGGCAUAAAGAAGAAAGAUGUUGGACACAAAGGGAGGGGUAGAUUAAAACCUUGGCAUGAGAUGAUGAAUAAGAAGACAAAAGUUAUUUCACAACCUACCCGCCUUAGUAAGACUAUUGGUCAAUCAAGCAACACUACAAAUGUUCAAAAUUCAUCCUCAAGCCAACAACAGAUUAUUGGUCAAUCAAGAAACACUACAAAUGUUCAAAAUUCAGCCUCAAGCCAACAACAGACUAUUGGUCAAUCAAGCAACACUACAAAUGUUCAAAAUUCAUCCUCAAGCCAACAACAGACUAUUGGUCAAUCAAGCAACACUACAAAUGUUCAAAAUUCAUCCUCAAGCCAACAACAGACUAUUGGUCAAUCAAGCAACACUACAAAUGUUCAAAAUUCAUCCUCAAGCCAACAACAGAUUAAUAGUCUUGCUGCUUAUAUAUUGGCAGCCAACUUCUUCAUCAUCAUCGUCGUCAUCUUCAUUGUCAUUGUUUUGGUCUUGGUCUUGGUUUGGAUUUUGGUCUUUCUCGAUUGA